AUGUACCGCUCAACGAAAGGCGCGUCCAAGGCUCGCAGGGAUCAGAUCAACGCAGAGAUCCGGAACUUGAAAGACUUGUUACCCAUCGCGGACUCCGAUAAAGCGCGGCUGUCAUAUCUGCACAUCAUGUCACUGGCUUGCAUGUAUACGAGGAAGUCCGUCUUCUUCAUUCAAGAUCGUCUCCUGCGAUGCCAUUUCAACACAUCAAAAUCAGUUAGGAGGCAGAGUGCUGGAAACAAACUGGUUUUGAUACGAGCUCGCUGCUUGUCUCCUCCUUCGUCAUCAACGACAGCUGGGUCCUACUGGGCAUCUAACCCUGUGUGGGUGUGUUUCUGCUCUCCUCUGGAGCCCCACCCAAGUCGCUCUGGACCAAACAGUGAGAGGGAGGUUCCCAGCACCACAGGGUGUCCUCUGGCAGAUGCUGACCUGUUUGUAGCUUGUUUCUACUCGCAGCAUGGCCGGGACAUGAGGCUGUAUUCUGCACAGGAGAGUGUGAGCUUCUAUCUGGGCUUUGAUGUGACAGCACUGCGAUCCCGUUCCUGGUACAGCCUCCUCCACCCCCAGGACCUGUCACAUGCCUCAACACAGCACCGCAGCCUAUUGAGAGAAGGUGGGGAAGGUCGAGCUGAGAUGGUGGUUCGCAUUCAGGCUCAAGACCAGACGUGGGUCUGGCUUUACAUGGUGCUACAGCUACAGCCUGGGGAGGUGCCAGUUACAAGCAACAAUUACAUCAUCAGUGACUCUGAGGCCUGGGCAGUUCGUCAGCAGCUGAGUUCAGAACAGACACAACUCAAUAUCGUGCUUACUUCUGGAACCUCGCAGGAAGGUCUGAGCCUCCAGUCCCCUGACACUCUCUCCAGUCCAGACCAAGUGUUCACCCCGGGAAGCAGCGGCCUGUCGGGUCAGUCGUUUGACUUCAGCACUGCGGGAUGCAGUGUGACUUCUUCUGAUGAGCCAAGCAGCUCUGCCGCAGAGCCCCUUCAGCUCGAGGGAGACCCCCGUUCCAGUCUCUCAUCCCUGGAGGAGGACAGCUUCUUCCAACAGAACCCUGUUCGAGAUGAGAUCCGCUCUGCCACAUCCUCCCCCACACCAGUCACGGUGGAAACCGUGGAAGACUUGGACUUUCUCACGCAGAACAUUCUCCUGCCACCAUCUUUCCAGCUUGACCCACCGCUGCCCUCACUGCCACUGCCCCUUCCCCCUGUGCCCACUUCCCGGACUCAGAUGAAAGAGUUUGUGUGCACUCCUCCAUAUACGCCUCAGGUCACUGCUGCAUUCCCAUUUGAGCCUCUGUUCAGUUUUGACCCCACAGGCACCACCACACCGCCUCCCAGUGCAACCACUACCACUACAACCACCUCAACUGCCCCUGCCUCCGCACCUCCCACUACAGCAUCCAGCCCUGUGCCCCCCACAAGUCUGUCCACAAAACUGCCCCUGGCACUGCCCACCCCCUCUACAGACCUGCUCUUUCCCAUAGAGCCAUGCAGCGGUUCGCUUUAUGAAAAACUUCCCCCCACCCCUGACAGUCCUGGAGAUGGUGACUGCACAGUUAUGACAGUGCCUGAAGUGAGGGGUCCACUUUAUGUAGAUGUCCCCCUUGGCCCUCUUCAGUGCCCCCCAGAGGGCCUGCUCACACCAGAGGCCUCUCCUGGUAAACAGCCCUAUCUCUCAUUCUUUUCAAUAGAGCGAGAAAAGGAGCAUGCUGAAAUCUCCCUGCUUGCCCAACACAUCAGUUCUUUGGCUGAGGGAUAUUACAUGGAUCCCUUAUUGACCAAAAUGUCCCCUUCUUCUUGCCCACCCUCUCCAUUUAUGUCUCCUGCAGUAGAGACCAGUGAUGUAGACGCAGUUCACGUACUUCGGGAGUUCUAUCCCAUCAAGGCCUGGCGAGGACUGGACUUUCCCAUGUUUCUCGAUGAAGACAACUCUCUGUUUGAAGAGAAUAUUCUUGAAACUCUCCUCCAAGAUGACUUUGCUUCACUCCAGGCUCCGUCACCUCCUGUUGUACCAACGCUGUCUGAUCCCACAUCUCCUCAGACCCCUGUAUGCUGGCACCAACCCUCCCAGUUUGAGGGAGUGGGCCAAAUGUGUAGCGUCCAAUCGGCGCAUCGUAACUCCAUGGCAGGCUGUGGGGUGAGUGCGACUUCAGAGAGCAUGGACUAUGCUGAAGGGGAGGGGCAAGCAGAGGAGCCCAUGGAGAUUGAGGUGGUUUCAUCUCCUGUGUCAUCCUGCUCCUCCAUCCCAGCUUCCCCUCCCCUGAUCCUCACAGUGUCUCCUGGUGUGUCCUCGCCCGUCGCCUCGCCACCACCUGCCAUGACCCGCACUCAGUCCCUCCUCGAGGAGCUGGCUGUCCUGGAACCCAUGUUUGGGGCAGGCCCCUGCUUCAUCCCCAGCAUCACAUUCCACCUCCUCCCGUCCUCUCCUCCGUUCUGCCCUGGAGCCAGUUUCGCUCAGCAACAGCUCUGA
Molecule: messenger RNA, 2466 nt
Organism: Knipowitschia caucasica
Lineage: Eukaryota; Metazoa; Chordata; Actinopteri; Gobiiformes; Gobiidae
Source: the annotation of a GenBank genome assembly